AUGAUCACCACCAACGACCACUCCCUCUCGCUCUCCCCACCCACCACCCCGCCCCACAGGAACACUGCCGCCCUCCCCCAGCCGCAACAGCCCCACCCGCUCCGAUCUGCCUCAGCCUGCACACCAUCCCCAUCAAACCACAACACCCCCCUCUCUCAACGCUAUCGAUCCAUCGCACGCCUCUCCCAACCAGACCGGCCAGCACCAUCCAGGAGCGGAUCACGAAACGACAUCUUCGCCCUCUCGCUCCCUCAGCCAACUCUCCCCCUGCCAGCAACCCAGAAACCUAGCAGCCAUCCUCAUCACCACGAACCCACCCAUGACGACCGCAAGCCAUCCGCCUACGACCAACGCGAUCUCACCCGACUUAAGACCUCACUCCAUCUACGUAUCAACACCAGUCCAUCUGCAAUCCUCGGCCAAGGAACUCAUGCCACCGUCCACCUAGCACUCCUCAGCAUCCCACCAGCAGAUACCCAGACCGACCAUCCCAAACCCUCGAAACUUUGUGCUGCUAAACUCUCGGAGGACAUCGCUGGGAGUAUCAAAGAAACACUGGUCCUAGAGCGAUUACGAGAUCCUGAACGAUCCCAAUCAACCCUCCCUGACAGUCAAGCCAACGGCUCCCGGUUCAUCCUGGGCUGGUUCGGGCUGAAGGACCACGAAGAGUGCGAAUGGAUCAGAAGCCCUGGCCAGGAUGCCAAACAUCGAAAACAGAGCUCCAACCACUCCUUCCUCCCACCCAUCGUCCUUGCACUCGAGUACUGUGCCGGCGGCGAUCUCUUCAAGUUCGUCCAAAGGGCCGCCAACCUGCGUCCCCAAGAUAGCAGCCACAAAUCACUCGAGCUCGGCAGCCAGCGCUGGCUCAGGUGGUCCCAAGAACUAGCUCAAGCCUUGGCCUGGUGCAAACAACGCAACGUACUCAUAGGCGACCUCAAACCUCAGAACGUUCUGUUAACCGGCGAUCUACGCAUCAAACUAUCCGACUUCAAUCGUUCCACGAUUCUGUCAGUCGAGCAAACCAAAGACGGCCUCGGACUAAUCGACCCCCAAGGCACCGGCACCUCAGUCUAUGCCGCCCCAGAGCUCGUCCAACCUCCACCCUCACCAUGCUCCUUCCCAGCCGAUAUCUUUGCACUCGGCGUGACCAUGUACUUUCUACUCACCGGUCGGGAACCAUACCGAGGCGUUCAGAGUGCAGUCGAACGGAUGCUAUUGAUCAGUCGGGGUGCGUUCUGGGAACACGAACUGGGAAUCCGAUGGCGGAUGUUGGAAGAGGUCCAAUCGGCGCCCAUGACUAGAGGCCCAUCAUCAUCAUCAUCAAAAUACCCUCAACCCCUCUCCCGCUCCACCUCAACCGACUCCCAUCCAUCAUCGCAGUCGACUCUCUUGCUUGUCUCCCACAAGACCAUCGACGCACUCUAUCAAUUCAAACCUGAGCCUGAAUCCAACCUGCGAAAUCCGACCCUUGAGCAUGAGGAAACACAUCCAGCUCGAGACGGCGAGACCCGGAUCGGCUUCUACAGCGAUGGAAGUCCCAAGAUUCGUUAUCUCAAUGGCAACGAAAUCGUCGAUGAACGAAUCAUGAAACUGAUCGCCAAGAUGUGCUCUCCAGCCGCUGCCGACCGACCGCAAAUCGAGCAAGUGCUCGAACAGCUAAGAUCCUUCUGA
Puccinia triticina is the source of this 1671-nucleotide messenger RNA. RefSeq lists its product as uncharacterized. Gene Ontology annotation, cellular component: cytoplasm. Bases 1 to 1671 code for a protein of 556 amino acids. Lineage: Eukaryota; Fungi; Basidiomycota; Pucciniomycetes; Pucciniales; Pucciniaceae. The record is from RefSeq and is a predicted model, not a curated record. The transcript has 3 exons. Gene Ontology annotation, biological process: signal transduction; protein phosphorylation. Gene Ontology annotation, molecular function: protein kinase activity; ATP binding.